This is a messenger RNA of Entamoeba invadens IP1, 447 nucleotides long. RefSeq lists its product as hypothetical. The coding region runs from base 1 to 447 and encodes 148 amino acids. NCBI's taxonomy places the organism in Eukaryota, Evosea, Mastigamoebida, Endamoebidae. The transcript is spliced from 3 exons. The record is from RefSeq and is a predicted model, not a curated record.
AUGGCAAGAGUGUACACUGAAGAAUUCAAGUAUGGUAAGAUCAAGAUUUUCUCCAAGGACAAAGAAAUUGAAGCUUUGAAGAAGAAGCUUGCUGAAGAAAUUGCAAAGAGAGAAGUCGCUGAGAUGGCACUUUCUGAGAUGAAAAUCAAGAACGUCGACUUGGAAGCUUUAGUUAAAAAGCUUAAAGAAGAUAUUGAGUCAAAGAAUGUUUCACUUGACAAGGCUGAUAUGAAGUCACAAAAGAUAAAGAACACAUUGAGGAACUCCAAGAAGAAGCUUGAAGCCGAAGAAGACAAUUCAAAGGAUCUUGAGACACAAUUACGCGUGAAAGAAGACGACAUUGCUUAUUUGGAGAAGGAGGUUGCUGUGUUGAAAGAUCAAAACACUCGACUUGAUGCUGCUAAGAAAAAUAUGAAAAAGUGGUCUAUCGAACGCAACGAAGAUUGA